Messenger RNA from Rhodamnia argentea, 914 nucleotides. RefSeq names its product non-specific lipid transfer protein GPI-anchored 7-like. The transcript is spliced from 3 exons. The coding region runs from base 154 to 612 and encodes 152 amino acids. Lineage: Eukaryota; Viridiplantae; Streptophyta; Magnoliopsida; Myrtales; Myrtaceae. The record is from RefSeq and is a predicted model, not a curated record.
AGAAGAAGAAGACGAAGACGAAGAAGAAACGAAACUCGCUCAUCGCACACAAAACACACUGAGUCGCAACCAUAUAAACCGAGUCGACUCCAUCAAAGGGACAUCACCAUCCCCACCUAACAACCCUCCAUUCCGACGCGCACAGAGAGAAACAUGACCUCGACUUCUCGCCGGACGCCUCUCCUCCUGGCGGCGGCGCUGUUGUUCGCCGCCGGGGCCGCCAUCCUCGCGGAGGCGCAGACGCCGGCGACGCAGACGUGCGCGUCGAAGCUGGUGCCCUGCGCCGACUACAUGAACUCGACGAACCCGCCGGACACGUGCUGCAACCCGAUCAAGCAGGCGGUGGCCACCGACCUCGCUUGCCUCUGCAACCUCUACAACACCCCAAACCUGCUCGCCUCCCUGGGGAUCAACGUCACCCAGGCUCUCCAGCUCACGAAGGAAUGCGGUGUCUCCACCGACACCGGCCUCUGCAACGCGAGCGCUACGUCUCCAUCGUCAUCAACAACACCACCACCAGCGACGCCCGGAGGCGACAGCGAUGCCGGCAGAAUAACUUGGAGCGGUAUCUCAAGCUCAUUCCUCAUUCUGGCAUCGAUGAUGUUUUAUUGAGGUCCGUGGGUUAGGUUGCACACGUCCGAUCGAUGGGGAGAUGCUUGACAUGGAUUGUUAUGGUUCUCAGAGAGGGGAUCCCGGCGUUCUUGAGAUUUUGGUCGUUUCAGUUGCUUUCGGCUUUCUCGAUAUGGUGAAUUCGAUUUCGUUGCUGUGGCAGGUCUAGCUAGCUAUUUUACUCUAUUUCAUGCCCUGAUUAUUGUGUACUCGACUCACCGGGGAUCUUUUGACCUCGAGACGCUUGAUGGAGGUCAUUUCUCAGGUGCAUCACAAUAAAAUUGUUCACACUUCUCUUUCAUGAA